AUGGAGAAGAAGCGGGUGGUCAUCAUCGUCGGGGCCUGCGUCAGUGGCCUCACGGUGUGCAAGGACCUCCUGGAGCUCGACGGCCGUCCGACCCUCUUCGAGGCGGACACCGUGCUCGGCACCGAGCUCCAGACGCCGCGGCCCAUGUACCAGUACUCCGACUUCCCGUGGCCGGAGAGCGUGACGGUCUGA
Molecule: messenger RNA, 192 nt
Organism: Miscanthus lutarioriparius
Lineage: Eukaryota; Viridiplantae; Streptophyta; Magnoliopsida; Poales; Poaceae
Source: the annotation of a GenBank genome assembly